Ixodes scapularis (black-legged tick) is the source of this 1681-nucleotide messenger RNA. RefSeq lists its product as uncharacterized. Bases 36 to 1667 code for a protein of 543 amino acids. The transcript has 3 exons. The record is from RefSeq and is a predicted model, not a curated record. NCBI's taxonomy places the organism in Eukaryota, Metazoa, Arthropoda, Arachnida, Ixodida, Ixodidae. Gene Ontology annotation, biological process: viral genome replication.
CCUGCCUGGACUGCCUGGACUGCCUGCCCCCUUGGAUGAUGGAGCGGGAAAUGCCAGAGAAGAAGCGAGUCAGACUUGAGGAGAAUGACGAUGAGGUACCGCUACACGUAUUAUUGGAAUAUAUGUUUGACGGGGAAAUGUCCGUUACUAGGGAGGAGAUGGACAAAGCAGUGGAGAAGAUGAGUCACGAUGUGCCGCUUCCCCUAUACAAGAGUUGGACGAAACUGAAGAAAUUGAUCGACGCGUGGACAUUUUACCAGGAGAAAUUUUGUCCGAACCAAGAACAUUGGCAACGCGAGAAUGCGACCAUCACGAGUCCCCUCCACUAUUGCCCCGAUGGGCAGAAGAGUUACGACGCGUUCCAAAACGAAGAAGAAUUGUGCAUGAUGUCAUUACCGUUGGAUCAUAUGGAGAAGCUCAGGAGUCUUAUUUUACUUUGUCUAAGCGCCUUGAAGAACCCAGAGCAGGAUAUGCCUUUGCCGCCAUCUCCUUCCACAUCUCGGGAUGUAGACGGCCGCACUUGCACGUCGUCCACGAUUGCUCGUGGAGCAACGGAACGUGUAGAUGUGUCGCCUUUGCAGGGUUCCGCAGAAGACCAAAUCGCUCUUCGGUUUGGAACCAGUUGGCUCGAAUACAUUGGAGCUGAGGUAUUGGAACUCCCAAGACAUUGCAGAUGUGGAACCGCAGGAGCAGUGGAGGUAUUAUUUGGAGCAUUUCAAGGUCCAAGUGCAUGCGACGACUGCACCCGAAGUGUUGGAGGCCAUCCGAACACUUCGCAAGUAUACGCAACGGAAACUACUCCACGUGAAACCAGAAGAUGUGAGAAAGCACACCAUACAGAGGAGUCACUCUUUCUCAUCCUCUCCCAGAACCCGGUCUCGCCGCUGACGAACAUUACUCGAACUCCAAUGUGGUUAGAACGUGCGGACUUGCGAUUCAUACGCCUAGAUGACAAGCGCCUGCAACGUGCCAUUCAAGUUUUGAAUGAACAAUUGUGUAACUGGACCACUUUGGACUAUAUAUCUCUGUAUCAAAAGACUAACCCUCUGUUUGACGCACCACAUGGCAACAUUAGCCAAUAUUAUAUGGAUGUGCCGUCUUCGUUUGCAGCCAUUGUAGAGCUGCUGGAAUAUCAAUUGGGACCCGAAGUUCCAGACUUUGUAACCAACUUGUAUAACCUACUCGAAAGGCGCGUACCCAAGAAGAAUUGCAUGGAGAUUGUAUCCCCUCCAAGUGCUGGAAAAAACUUUUUCUUUGAUGCCGUUGUCAGUUUUUAUAUAAACAGGGGCACUAUACACAACUUUAACAAGUAUUCUAGUUUUCCAUUGCAAGAUGCCGUGGGCAAGCGCAUUUUGAUAUGGAACGAACCAAAUUGCGAAUCGAGCGCAUUUGAAACAAUAAAGAAAAUUUUUGGGGGUGAUGUAGACAGUGUAGCGGUAAAGUAUUCGAGCGACAUGACUGUAACACGCACUCCCGUGAUUGUUUUGAGUAACCACGAGACUUUUCCGCGCAUUCCAGCGUUUAACCACAGGAUGUUUAGGUACAGGUGGAAAACUUGUCCAGAAUUGCUAAAGUAUGACAAGAAGGUUAAUCCACUUGCGUUGAUUAAUUUAUUUGAUGCCUACCUCGACGAUCACGAGUAUACUGCCACGCGCCGUGUUCAAUAAAGUGCCUUUUUUUA